Messenger RNA from Nicrophorus vespilloides, 1272 nucleotides. It is a transcript of the gene Ref1, whose product is annotated as THO complex subunit 4. Gene Ontology annotation, cellular component: nucleus. Lineage: Eukaryota; Metazoa; Arthropoda; Insecta; Coleoptera; Silphidae. Gene Ontology annotation, molecular function: mRNA binding. The record is from RefSeq and is a predicted model, not a curated record. The transcript has 3 exons. Gene Ontology annotation, biological process: mRNA export from nucleus. Bases 100 to 915 code for a protein of 271 amino acids.
CAUUAGCCGCCAUUUCUAUUUUGGGCUUCAGUUUGUUGCUGCGAUAUAUUGUUUUAUUAAUUUUUCUGCUAAGUGAGUGAGUGUGGUUGGAUUGAAAAUAUGGUUGACAAGAUGGAUAUGAGUUUGGAUGAUAUAAUCAAGACUGGAAAACCGAGCGGUGGCGGAAGAGGCCGUGGUGGCGGCAAGCGGGGCGGCCGCGGAGUCUCACGAGGAAGUACCAGGGGCGGCGGAAGAGGAGGCGCCCAAUUCAGCAGAGGAGGCGGCGGUGGACAAUUGAGGGGCGGCGUUCAAAGGGGGCGCAAUCGGGGCGGCGUCGCCAGGCCAUACAUCAGGGGAGAUGUUAACAGUGCUUGGAAGCACGAUUUGUUUGAGGGCUAUGGCCCGAGGAAACUGGCGGCUGUCAGGGCAGCUGUGCAAUCCAGCAUGGGGCCAACUAAACUGAUGGUCUCCAAUUUGGACUUUGGGGUCUCAGACUCUGACAUCCAAGAGCUGUUUGCAGAGUUCGGACCGCUGAAAAAUGCCGCCGUGCAUUAUGAUCGCUCAGGGCGGUCGCUGGGAACAGCUGAUGUAAUUUUUGAGAGGAAGAUGGAUGCCAUCAAGGCAAUGAAACAGUACAACGGAGUCCCAUUGGAUGGACGCGCUAUGAACAUACAGAUCACCACAUCAGAGAUCCAGUCAGUGCUGAGGAGUGGCAGAAUCAUGGGAGGUGGACCAACUGGACCCAUAGGCAUGGAGAGAAAGUUCAGCAGCAAUAAUAGAGGUGGUAGCCCAAGGAGAGGAGGACCCAAGAGCAGGCCAACGAGAGGACGCGGCGGUGGAGGUCGCAAUCCCAGGAAUACGAAGAAACCAGGAGCGCCCCCAACUGCGGAACAGUUAGACGCAGAGCUUGACGCCUACACCAAGGAGAUGAAAUAGUACCGUUUUUAAAAUAAUUUUAAAACACAUGCAAAAAAGAAAGGAACAACAAGAUAAAACCUCAAAGACUUUUUUCGUACUAUUGUUUUGUGUGUAAUCAGAAGCAACAGAAAUGGUUCACAUAAUUUAGUUUACAUGUGACAAAACCCUAAUUUAUCUAUUUCUCAAUCCUUAAGUCUCUUUAGGUUACAUGUAAACUUUAUUUUUAGUUUUGUUUUCUUCCGGUAACCGCGAUAAUUCGUAAUAAUAAUAUUACAUUGAAUGAAAGGAAAUGUAAGGAUAAUCAAUUUGCAAUAACUUUUUACAACAUUUUAAUGAGCCUUCGAAAUUAAAAAGAGAAAUUACUUUGAAAAUAUA